Messenger RNA from Brassica oleracea var. oleracea, 1742 nucleotides. RefSeq lists its product as uncharacterized. Lineage: Eukaryota; Viridiplantae; Streptophyta; Magnoliopsida; Brassicales; Brassicaceae. The coding region runs from base 87 to 1586 and encodes 499 amino acids. Gene Ontology annotation, molecular function: protein binding. The record is from RefSeq and is a predicted model, not a curated record. The transcript has 4 exons.
GCUCUCUCUCUCUCUCUAUAAACUGAGCAAAACUCCGGCGAGAGGAAACGCCAUCGUUUCAUUCGUCUGACUAAAGUUUCCACACUAUGGGUAAAGCUUCACGGUGGUUUAGGAAUCUAUUCGGUCUUAAAAACACCGAACCGGGUUAUCCGGAUCCAUCCCUCGAGACGCCUUCUCGCUCUUACACAAAACGCCGAUGGAGCUUCGUCAAAUCCAAACGAGAAAAAGGAACCGCAACGCCGAAUCAGCAUCCUCCUCCUCCGUCGUCGCUACCGAACUCUACGCCUCCACCGUCAUCAUACUACCCCAAGUCAUCUCCGUCUCCGUACCACCAAUCGUCUCCGUCGUCUCAAGCACGGAGGCGGAAACAGAAGCCUGUGUGGGAGGACGAGGGUGACGACGAUUCCGCCAAGCAUGCGAUUGCGGUGGCCGCCGCGACUGCUGCCGUUGCUAAAGCCGCCGUCACCGCCGCUAAUGCCGCAGCUGCUGUCGUCAGGCUCACGAGCAAGAGCGGAAGGAUUAUGCGCAGUCCCGUCACUGCGAAUUUUAGCAACGGAUUCGAGGACGUGCCGGCGUAUGUUAGCAAGUUCGACGGGCACGGAAGUGGCCGCGGCGUUUGUGAAGAUCUUGCGGCGAUUAAGAUACAAUCCACAUUUCGCGGUUAUUUGGCAAGGAGAGCCUUAAGGGCACUCAAGGGAUUGGUCAGGCUUCAAGCUAUAGUUAGAGGCCAUAUCGAACGAAAGAGAAUGUCAGUCCAUCUGCGUAGGAUGCAUGCUUUGGUUCGAGCUCAGGCUUGUGUCCGUGCCUCCCGGGUUACUGUCACGUCUGAAUCCUCUUCUUCUCAAUCCAACAACACCAAAUCUUCUCACUUCCAAAACCCCGGUCCACCAACGCCGGAAAAACUAGAGCAUUCCAUCUCUUCUCGCAGCUCCAAGCUCGGUCAUUCUCAUAUUUUCAAGAAGAACGGUUCUAAGGCAAACAACAACAACAGACCGUACGCUGGUGCUCACAGAGAAGUUUUCUCAGCCAUGAACGAAGAAGAAAAGAUCCUUGAAAUCGACAGGAAACACAACAGUUCUUACACAAGACGCAGCAGACCGGACAUGUUCUACUCAUCCCACCUCGUCCUAGACAACUCAGGCCGGUCCGGACCAGUUUACUCAAUGCCUUUUAGCCCGUCCUCGUCACAUGAAGAGACUGUAAACCAGUUUUUCACAGCAGAGAACAGUCCUCAGCUAUACUCAGCUACUUCCGUAAGCAAACGCAGUGCUUUCACGGCUAGUUCUAUUGCACCGAGCGAUUGCACUAAGAGCUGCUGCUACGCAGACCAUCCAAGCUACAUGGCUUGUACAGAAUCCUCUAGGGCCAAGGCCCGGUCCGUUAGUGCCCCAAAGUCGCGCCCGCAGUUAUUUUACGAGCAGUCUUCGUCGAAACGGUUUGGAUUUGUUGACGUGCCAUACUGUGGUGGUGAUACGAAGUCAGGUCCGCAGAAAGGUUCUGCUCUGCACGCUAGUUUCAUGAACAAGGCUUAUCCCGGUUCAGGUCGGUUGGACCGUCUAGGGAUGCCAAUUAGUUAUCGGUACUAAGAAAAUAUGAGGGACUGGUCUGGUUGUGAUAAUAAAUCAAAUGUAGAAGUGGAGAACCAGUUGAACCCGGUUUUGUUGUAGAUCAGUAUAUUGAACAUUUGCUGUUAACUAUCUUUGUAGUUUGGACUAAGUGAAUUAUGCAAAUAGAACAUGUUU